This is a messenger RNA of Myotis daubentonii (Daubenton's bat), 5434 nucleotides long. It is a transcript of the gene GPR12, whose product is annotated as G protein-coupled receptor 12. NCBI's taxonomy places the organism in Eukaryota, Metazoa, Chordata, Mammalia, Chiroptera, Vespertilionidae. Gene Ontology annotation, biological process: G protein-coupled receptor signaling pathway. The record is from RefSeq and is a predicted model, not a curated record. Gene Ontology annotation, molecular function: G protein-coupled receptor activity. Gene Ontology annotation, cellular component: membrane.
GGGAGGGUGAGGGUGCCUUUCUCGACCUCCAGCUCCUCUCCCUCCCUGAGGCGGUGCGGGGCUCUCACCGCAUGGGGUACGAGCCUCCUGCCCGUGGGGUCGCGCGCCGGCAUCCCGGGCUCCAGGGUGCGGGAGCGCGCAGUGCGGGCGCGGGGCCGGGCGCACGCGCGUGCGGGGCGCAUUUGAGCCCGGCGGGCGGAUGGGUGGGAGGCCGGGCGCGCGAGCCCAGCUGCCCGCUCACCUGGCGGCCGCUGCUCACCUGGCGCCGAGCGCGCCCCCGGCCUCCCGCCCCUCCCACGGCCGCCGCCCCUCGCCGCCGCCGGCCACCUGCGACCCGAUCCGCCGCGCGCCGCGGACGCACCGGAGGAGCCCCCUCGGCCUGCGCGCGCCAAGGUGACCCCCCAGACGACCCUCGUCGCCGCGGGCCGCGGGCCCAGCGCCCUCUCUGUCCCCGUCGCGUCCGCCGCCCGUCCCUGCCGCUAGGGGAGUGGCUGCAGAGUCUGAGCAUCAGUCGGCCGGUCUGUCUGUCUGUCUGCCUGUCUCCACACCUCCGGUGCGCUCACCGGCCUUUUGUGCACGUGGGGGAAGCCCGGACCCCUCUUUGUUCUGGCUGGGGGUGUGGAUGAGUGUGUGCACGCGCGCCGGGGAUAUAUUUUAGAGGGUGGGAGCUCCAUGGAAUCGGACGAUUUAUAUAUUCCAUCGGGAUGACCCAGGCUCUGGACUGUGGCCGGCGUGCGGUGCUCCAGCGGCCAGAUGGCAAGUAGCUGCGCGUUCUGGGCUGCGGGAGAGGAUGGAGUGUGUGCCCCGCACUUCAGCACACAGACCGCGCCGCCCCUGGGGGCCUGCCUCACUGGCAGCCGUGUUUUGAGGUCCUUUCCUGUGCUUUCCCCAAAGCCACGCGGCAUUUUUCAUAGUGAGUUUUAAAUCACGGAGACUUUGGCUUUUGUUUUAACAGUUUGUCAUUCACGAAGCUUGUGGCAUUUGCUAGCAGUGUUUGAAGAGGGGCUGGCUGUCUUUUUGUGUAGUUCUGCAUGAUCUCGGACUGUCGCCCUGCUGUGCCUGCCCAUUAAAAGACUGUCUUUUUGUUGAAGAGGACGGGGGUUAAAAUGACCGGAGACCCGCAGGCCAAUCUCAGCGGCUUGCUCCCAGGUUACUUAGAUGCGGGUGCUGCUGUGGAGAACGUCUCCGCCGCCGUCUCCUCCCAGGUUCCCGGUGUGGAGCCAGAGCCGGAGCUCGUGGUGAACCCCUGGGACAUUGUCUUGUGUACCUCAGGAACUCUCAUCUCCUGUGAAAAUGCCAUCGUGGUCCUUAUCAUCUUCCACAACCCCAGCCUCCGAGCGCCCAUGUUCCUGCUGAUCGGCAGCCUGGCUCUGGCAGACCUGCUGGCCGGCGUUGGACUCAUCAUCAAUUUUGUGUUUGCCUACCUGCUUCAGUCGGAAGCCACCAGGCUGGUCACCAUUGGCCUCAUUGUCGCCUCGUUCUCUGCCUCUGUCUGCAGUUUGCUGGCCAUCACCGUGGACCGCUAUCUCUCCCUGUAUUAUGCUCUGACAUACCAUUCGGAGAGGACAGUCACGUUUACCUAUGUCAUGCUUAUCAUGCUCUGGGGGACCUCCAUCUGCCUGGGACUGCUGCCCAUCCUGGGCUGGAACUGCCUCAGGGACGAGUCCACCUGCAGUGUGGUCAGACCUCUCACCAAGAACAACACGGCCAUCCUCUCCAUCUCCUUCCUCUUCAUGUUCGCGCUCAUGCUUCAGCUCUACAUCCAGAUCUGUAAGAUCGUCAUGAGGCACGCCCACCAGAUAGCCCUGCAGCACCACUUCCUGGCCACCUCGCACUAUGUGACCACCCGGAAAGGGGUCUCCACCCUGGCCAUCAUCCUGGGGACCUUUGCUGCUUGCUGGAUGCCUUUUACCCUCUAUUCCUUGAUAGCUGAUUACACCUAUCCCUCCAUCUACACCUACGCCACCCUCCUGCCCGCCACCUACAAUUCCAUCAUCAACCCUGUCAUAUACGCGUUCAGAAACCAGGAGAUCCAGAAAGCCCUCUGCCUCAUCUGCUGCGGCUGCAUCCCAUCCAGCCUCUCCCAGAGAACGCGGUCCCCCAGCGACGUGUAGCAGCCUUCCAGUGACAGGAUGCUGCUCACCCAAUGCUGCAUCUACCAAGCACUUCCACUGCCUGGCGAACGGGCCAGAUGCUUUCCUUAGAUUCUUUAUGCUGGAUUCUCUCUGGAGCCACAGAAACACUUAGCAUUCGUGAAACUUUCAUUCACAUCAGUUAAGUGAUUGGAGUGAAAAUAAUGUUACCUGUGUUUUCACACUUUUAAAAAAAUUGUUGAGGUCUUUGCUCAACAUUUUGUUGUUUAGGAGUGGGGGGUUUGUUUUAUAUUUUAUCUGGAGGCAGGGCUUUUGCUUUAUAUUUUGUUUGGAAGGUUGAUGGUGGGUCAAAAAGGAAGGGAUUUGACAAGGCCAUGAUGUUCUCGAAAGUAAACUGGUCCCAGAAUUUUUACCUGGACUUUAAAAUAAAAUGGAGUUAUUGAGGAAAAUCAAGUUACCCUUUCCAGACUUUUUUUUUUUUAUAUGUCAAGGUAGAUUUUCAAUACUACAUGUAUCUAACAGAAUACAGUCUCUUUCAUGCCAGUGAAAAUGUUUUACAUGCUUUUGCUUGGGAGAAACCUGAUUUUGUAAACAUGAACUCAAUAAUAAGUUACCAACACUGAAACUGUGAACCCAUUCUUAUUCAUCCUUUCUUUACUUUCAGCAGUUACUGUUGACAAGAAUUACUCUGGUAUUUCUAUGAAUGUUGUAACUCUUUCUGCAUGGUUGCCUGUAUUAGUUAGACCACUAGUUUCAAAUGUUGUAAUGUAAAUCCAGAAUCAAAUGCAUCAUUUUUCAACAUAGGUUUUUAAUAUGUCCUUUAAAAGUGAAUUAUAAAAUUUGUUUUUAUUUACAUAGGAAGUUGGAUUCACCCUUGUAGUUUCUCAAGCUACAGUCUCAUUGUUUUUAGGAAACAAAAAGAAAAAAUUAAUAACAUCUCUUGAAAGUAGAUUAAAUAUAUUUCAGUAUAUUCUGAAAUAUAAAUCAAUGUAAAGCUAUCACAUAAUAUGAAAAACAUCACUUUUUCCUAUCUUCAUCUAAGAAUGAAUUAAUAGUUAUUCUUGAUUGAGACAAAUAGAAUUAAAUAUUGUAGACCACAUAUUUCUGGUUUAUAUUAUCAAUGGUGUAAAAUGCAUUUGAAACAGGUGAUCUCCUUUUUUAAUUAUUAUUUUGUUUGUGUGUGCAUAGCACCCAUAUCUGAUGGUGACAUAUCAUAUAAGUUCACCAGUGGCUGUUCAUAAAAGUUAAGUUUCAACUUCUUUUUCUUCUUUUCACCAAAAAACCAACUUAAAUGCAAUAAAAACUGUAUUGCCUGUUUUCAGAGAGCAAGGAUUUCACAAGGAAAUUACACAGAAGAACUGAUUUUAAACAUAUUAUAAAAUCAUUGUGUCUGAGCAUCAUUUCUGUUAGCACAGACAGAUGUUUUGGGACACCUUCCUUCCACGGGCAGUGGACUUACAGCUGUGUCUACACAGCCAGAUGGCGAUAAGACCAGUGUAAGAGCCCCUGGUGAAUCAUUAGCCUCAUUGGUUUGUCCCCAUGUUCUGCCCAUGGUCUCAGGACCCUCUGGCUAACUGAUGCCAUCUCUCCAGAGCCCCUUCUCAUGUAGCACAAAUAGGAAUAAAUCCUCUACUCAGACCUGUGUCUCCUCCCUUAGGCUACUUGUGGAAGCAGGAGGAAGGUUGAAAUAUUUCAGAAAUGGAGAAGGAUUUUUCAAUGCAUAUUACCUUACAAUCUAAUCAAGCUGAUGCCUUUAAAAUUUUUUCUUCAAUAUGUGAUUGAGUUGGUAGAUUGAACAUGAUGAGUCUGUUUUUAAUCACUUCGAGUCAGUAGCAUCUCCAUGCCAGAAAUAAUUAAGGUAAGUUGGUUUGGCCAUAGGCUGGGAAAUAUCCAGAAGGAGGGUUGAAAGCAAUAAGUGAUAUUUUUGUAGUAAUGGCGGGUCUCUCUCGCCUUGGCUGGUUAGCUCAGUUGUUCAGAGCAUUUUCCUGAUACCUAAGGUUGCGGGUUCGAUCUCUGGUCAGGGCACAUACAAGAAUCAGUAAUCAAUGAAUACAUAAAUAAGUGGAACAACAAAUCUAUGUUGCACUUCUCUCUCUCUCUCUCUCUCUCUCUCUCCCCCCCCUUUCUAUCUCUAAAAUCAUUUUUCUUAAAGGUGGGUUUCUCAUAGUUAGAAUUUUCAUGAUAAUAACAUGUGCUUUGUUUUACCACAUUUUGUGUCAGUCCCCAUGCUGGGUGAUUUACCUGCUGUUACUGUAUUCGCAAAAACACACUAUUAGAGGCAGGACCACUGAGGCUCAGCGAGGCUAAGAAAUGUGCCUGAGGCCCCAGCUGCCAGGGUAGAGCCAGGAUGUGAUGCAGGUUUUCCAGCACCUAUACCUGCUUCCUUUUGUGCACUGCUGCCUGGCUCCCUCACUGUGAGGGCAGAGGGAAAUGAUUUAUAACAUGUUACUGUUGCUACCUUUUAGUUCUACAAUUAACACAUAAAGCUUCUUGUUUAAAAUUACGUGUGAUGGGGUCCUACCUGGAAUAGGUCUGUUCUUAGCAUCCUCUUCUAAGCAUUGCCCCCUCUGUAGACAAGAGGGCAAUAUUUUAUGUGAAGCGGUGAAGGCACUCUUACUAUACAGUGAUUUUCCCUUCAUCUAUUAUUGUAAAGUUUGUAUCAUACAUGUACAUCAGUAUGUAAUGGGUGGAUACACACUAGUUACGUGGUUGCUUUUUACCCUUAUUUUUUUAAAUCCUUACAGGGGAUAUGUUUUUAUUGCUUUUUUUUAGAGAGGAAAAGAGAGAGGAGGAGGGAGAGAGAGAAACAUUGAUGUGAGAACACCAAUUGACUGCCUCCCGUAUGCUCCCCCCAGGGAAUCAAACCCAAAACCUUUUCGGUGUACAGGACGAUGCUCUAACCAACUGAGCUACCUGGCCAUAGAACCUCUGUUUUUAAAACAUCUUAUUUCAGCAAAGAUUUUUCAAUUCAACUAUAACAUGUUUUUACUGUUUACAUUGAAUUGUGAACUUUUGGAAGUCUAUAUGGUUGCCUAUAAAAUUUCUUAGUUUCCGUGGGGUUAAUUGUUCAAUGUGCACAGGUAUUGAUAUAUAUGUAGUUGUUUAAAUAUGUGUGUAUAUAUCUAUAUAGAUAUACUAGAGGCCCAGUGCACGAAAAUUCAUGCACUGGGGGGAAGGCUUCCUCAGCCUGGUCUGCGCCCUCUCACUGUCUGGGAGCCCUCAGGGGAUGUCCUACUGACGGCUUAGGCCUGCUUUUCAUGGAGAGCAGGCCUAAGCUGCAGUCUGGCCUCCCUCUGUGGGAGAUGACCGGGAAGCUGAUCAGGGGACGGUGCUGGCUGCCA